Molecule: messenger RNA, 459 nt
Organism: Gekko japonicus
Lineage: Eukaryota; Metazoa; Chordata; Lepidosauria; Squamata; Gekkonidae
Gene: CIB4
Product: calcium and integrin binding family member 4
Exons: 4
Coding region: 1-459 (152 amino acids)
Molecular function (GO): calcium ion binding
Source: RefSeq, a predicted model, not a curated record
AUGGAUUACCAGAAAUUUGGUUCCAUUCUUCUUCUGGCCGUUGAAAUUCCAGGCAAGAGGAUGGGCCAGUGCUCCAGUCAGUCCAUGAAGAAAGACGAGCUGGAAGAAUACCAGGUCAACCCAUUCAGGGACAGAAUCUGCAAGGUGUUCUCCACAGACGGCUACUUCACAUUUGAGGACAUCCUUGGGAUGGCAUCUGUCUUCAGUGACCUGGCAUGUCCCAUCCUUAAGAUAGAGUAUGCUUUCCGGAUAUACGAUUUCAACGAGGACGGCUUCAUCGAUGAGGAAGACCUUCAAAAUGUCAUCCGUCGAUUGCUCAACAGUGAAAACAUCAGAGAGGAAGUGAUUGUGUCCAUGGCCAACCGUGUGCUGAAGGACGCUGACUUGGAUAAUGACAAAAUGCUCUCUGCGACGGAGUUUGAACAUGCCAUGAACCUGUGUCCGGACUUCCUAGAGUAA